Molecule: messenger RNA, 3031 nt
Organism: Salvelinus sp. IW2-2015
Lineage: Eukaryota; Metazoa; Chordata; Actinopteri; Salmoniformes; Salmonidae
Source: RefSeq, a predicted model, not a curated record
AUCCAUMCACAAGGAGGUGGCUAGCUGGUUGGUUGGUGGGUGUUUCCAAUGGGAAGGGCAGAAGUCUGGAACUGAGAAGUAACCCGUUGUAAGUUUCAACGAAGAACACAAAUGCCAUUUUCGGAUCAAUCCAUUUUUAUACCGAAGUGACAUCGGGUGAAUCGUUGAAGUUCAAAUUUUUUUCCCCCACGGGAAAAGCCGUAAGGUGGAUCUUUUUUUUUUUUUUAACGGUAGUGUGUGGUGUCCAGAACAGAUCCAGCCCUGUGGGCCAUACGAGACCAGACCUGGAGAGCAGGCCCAGGCCGCCACCAGAGACCACCACCAUGUCUGAACAGCCUGCGCCUGCUCCUUAACACCCUGUCCCCCCAGCCCCUCCCACCAUCCCCCUCCCUCCCUGUGGAUGCCCCCCUGCCUGGUGGUGGUGGAGGAGCCUCCUCUGGUGGGGAGAUGAGCCUGCACCAGCUGAGGGGAGAUCGGGGGGGUUCUGGGUCUGAGAGGGACCUCCAGUCAGCUGCCUCCUCCAUCAGCCUGCCCUCCGUCAGGAAGGCCCCCAAGAAGAGACGCCUCUCCCUGCGCUCGCUGUUCAGCCGGCGCCACCGUGGGGACCGAGACCCCAAGAGGAAAUCACAGGACUUACAGGGCGGCGGUGUGGACGGGAUCGCCAGUGUGGAGAGCAUCCAUUCAGAGAUAUGUCACGGAGACAAGACCUCGACGCUCUCCGCCCCUGUUGUGGCCUCUUCCUCCUCUGAGUUCCUGGAGUGUCCUCUCUGUCUCCUCCGCCACGCCAGAGACCGUUUCCCAGACAUCAUGACCUGCCACCACCGCUCCUGUGCUGAUUGCCUGCGCCAGUACYUACGGAUAGAGAUCAGCGAGUCGCGGGUCAACAUCAGCUGUCCAGAGUGCUCCGAGMGGUUCAACCCCCACGACAUCCGCAUCAUCCUGGGRGACCAGCCCCUCAUGGAGAAGUACGAGGAGUUCAUGUUGAGGAGAUGGCUGGUGGCCGACCCUGACUGCCGCUGGUGCCCCGCCCCWGACUGCGGGUAUGCAGUCAUUGCCUUUGGCUGUGCCAGCUGCCCUAAGAUCACGUGUGGACGUGAGGGGUGUGGCACAGAGUUCUGCUACCACUGUAAACAGCUGUGGCACCCCAACCAGACGUGCGAUGCCGCUCGGCAGCAGAGAGCYCAGAGCCUGAGGCUACGCACCUUCCGUUCCUCAUCUCUCAACUACAGCCAGGAGAGUGGGGCUGCAGCUGAUGACAUCAAGCCGUGUCCGCGCUGCGCUGCUUACAUCAUCAAGAUGAACGACGGCAGCUGUAACCACAUGACCUGCGCCGUGUGUGGCUGUGAGUUCUGCUGGCUCUGCAUGAAGGAGAUCUCUGACCUGCACUACCUGAGCCCAUCAGGAUAUUCACAAUCGCUAUGAAGGUAAGGACAUCUCCAAACAACAAGAGGAACUUGGUGAUAGCAGGUGGCGUGACCUUAUCAGUCAUUGUCUCCCCCGUGGUGGCAGCAGUUACUGUUGGUAUCGGAGUACCAUCAUGCUGGCGUACGUCUAUGGGGUGUGCCCAUCUCUCUGUGUGUGCAGCGGUGGUGUGGCGUCUCCGCCGGUAACGGGAAAGGGGUCCGCAUCGAGUUUGAUGAGAGACGCCACGUCGGUGGCAGAGACAAGACACAACCCCAGCAUCGGAGAGGGCAGCGUGGGGGGCAUGACAGGCAGUCUGAGUGCCAGCGGGAGCCACAUGGACCGGAUGGGCGCCAUGAGGGACAACCUGAGUGARAACGCCUCUACCAUGGCCCUGGCUGGGGCCAGCAUCACCGGAUCUCUGUCUGGCAGCGCCAUGGUCAACUGUUAUAACAGGUUGGAGGUACAGGCUGACGUUCAGAAGGAGCAGGGUAGUCUGAGUGGGGAGUCGGCCAACGUCAGCUUGGGGACAAUCAGUGACAACACUAGCACCAAAGCAAUGGCUGGAUCCAUUCUCAACUACAUGCCUCUGGACAGAGAGGGUAGUCUGGAGGUGGACAUGGAGGGGAAGCAGGAGAAGAAGCUMCAUCACCAUAGCAACAGCAGCAGCCUGGACGACGCCAGCGGCGAGGGGAGAGGGGUGGGGGUGUGUCCCUCCGGCUGCCCCCAUGAGUCUCGCUCCUCCAAAUGGGUGAAGGACCCCUCUUCCUCGGGGGGCAAGAAGAGCAAGGGCAAGCUGAGGACUAAGAAGAGCAGCGGAGGAACUAAGAUCCAGGAGACCCGUGAGGACAUGGAUGCUCAGCUCCUUGAGCAGCGAAGCACUAACUCCUCAGAGUUCGACUCCCCCUCCCUCAGCGGCUCCCUGCCCUCCGUAGCAGACUCCCACUGCAGCCACUUAUCAGAGUUCAGCUGCUCUGAUCCUGAGACCUCCAGACCUCCUCUCACUCCCUGCUGCAUUGACCUCCACCCCCAGCGCCCCCUCACCUCCCUGGGAACAGACCUGGUCACCGUCACCCCCCUGCCGGAGGUGGAGAACGACCAUCUGGAGAACUGUCCCGCUGCAUCCCAUUCCUCCUCCCCUUCCUCCUCGGCCCCUGUCUACACAGAAGGAGGGUUAGGAGGUAUGCUCCUCUACAUCGCCGAGGAGAGCUUAGGGCUGAUGAGGACGACGCAGGAGGAGCUGGACUCCCUCGCGGUGGAGGAGGUCCUGAAGGAGACCAAUAACAACAUGUUGGUCGGAGGUGUCGUCUCCCAGCAGCCUUCCAGCCCUGUGAGGAGUGGCUGCAUUCAGACUGAGAUAUAAACUCUCCUGGCUGGCUGACUGGCUGGCUGACUGGCUGGCUGACUGGCUGGCUGGCUGACUGGCUGGCUGGCUGACUGACUGGCUGGCUGACUGGCUGACUCCAGGGCUACUACUACAGACUGACCUAAUGUUUAUGCCAGCUUUUUUCACAGCUAACCUGAAAUCCACUUCUGUCUCUGAGUGGUGCAAGCUCGCUGUACGGAAGAGUAGAGAGAAGGACAGCAGAGGAGGAGAGAUUGUGUUUUAUCCAUGUCUGCUAAUAUGGAA